AUGAACUCGACAAGCUUACACAUCAUUCAAAGAGAUAGGCUCUUCGAAGGCAUCAUCCUUUCAGUCUCCUAUGAAAUGGAAAAUCGUCCCUCGAAUUACAUCUCACACGAGACUUUUGCGUGUAAAGUAGACGGAGAGUUAUGGGCGGUUAGCUCUCUCAAUCUUCGUGGUGAGCUUUCAGUAGUGCCUCCAGACAUUCUAGAUGAUAUGAAGAGGAAAGAAGGCAUGCUGAGCUUCGGUAAGUCGCCAGAUUUGACUGAUGACAGAGGACGGAUUGUAUACUGUUUCACCAGGAUGAACCAACUUCUAAUCAAUCACCUUCUUCCUUCGAAAGGUUUACGAAAGGAUUCUCUUGUAGGCAUACGUUGCCUUCAGGUCAGAAACCAUAUUGUUCCCCUUGAUGCUGGUGUGACUCCUUUGAAAGCCAAAAGCUCCCUGGACACGGUGGAUACGCUGGAUAAGCCGAGGAUUCCAGAGGAUUUCGUUGACGUUAAGGAAGAGGAUACAAUUGAGGUGGAGCUUUUGGCAACAUACAAGCCGCCUAAACAGUAUGAGCUAAUACUGUCUGGAAAUAUGGUGAAAAGCGGUUCAUCUUUGAAGGAUUUCGUUAAACUUGACCUCAAGCAGACCGAGACAUUUUUUUGUACCUGUCAAGGUGACAUCUCCAUGAACCACAUUACUAUUGUUCUAGAGGAGCAUCUUAGAUAUCAACACAUAGCGCUGAAGGAGGGUUGUGUAUCCGAGGAAGUUCGGACGGUGGUGUUGAAAGACUCAAGCAUCAACAACUUCAUCUCCCAUUCUGACUUCAAAGAAUUCGGAACUGGGUUUUUGCAUUCCCCAAAUGUGUCAUUGUACGAUUGCAGCCUCCCAAAUAUUGGGCCCACCUACAGUUCGAACAAAUGCACUCGGAGUUAUGCCCUUCGAUUCAAUAUCGAUCUAGAAUGUGGAUUGGGGAAGUGUUCGAAGCAUAUUUCUACAGUCAUGGAUAUUGCAGUUGCCACACAGGUUCAUCUGGCACAGCCCGUUUUCCAAGUUCAGAAGAAGCAAGACGUGAUGUUGCUUGAAACAUUUGAAUUAGACUCUUAUCUUGCUCAGAAUGCCAUACAGUAUUGCCUGCAGAGGCAAGAAGAGAUGGAAUUGGACUGUAUUAGCUAUCAUCUCUCCUCUGUUGUUGAAGACGAAAAGGCUUUGGUGAUAGCCACCUUACAUACAACGAACUUCUAUGACUUUCAAGAAGAACAGAAGGUAAAUGAGAUAGAGUCAAACGAAGGUCUAGCCUUAUUUCCAAAAAAUGGGCUGUGGACAGUCAAUGAAGCCUUGUUGACUACUUCAAACGCUGGCAUUCCAGGACGGAUGUUCGAAGUUUCAAGAUUUGUGAAUGUUUUUGAUGAAUUUUCAUUCUCAAACGACUAUGGUUCCAAAGAUGAUCGUUUUUCCUUCCUGUGUGAUUAUCGAAAAGCACUUAUGGCUGGACCUGGAAUGACUCUCGAUCCAAGUAUCGCGUUUAGAUUCACUUCAAGUUACCAUCCCGUUAUGAUAUACUUUGAUAAUCUUGAAGUUAUUCUUGGUCAGCAAACUGUGGGGUUCAACAAGACUUGCAGGGAAGCUUUCCACAAAGAGUACGAGUUGCAUAGCAAGAAUGGCAAACGCCUUAGUUUCCGAGAAGUUGAGGAUAACGGGCAGAAGGACUUCAUUUUUGAAGGAUUACUUGAAGGCUGCGAGAUCCCGAAUGUCAUGCCCUCCACCCUUUCCGACUGUUAUCACAAGGGCUAUAAACUCAAUCUUAGCAUUGAGGCACAUGGAGUUGCAGUGGGCUCGGGUGGUUAUUUGGAGAGGAUUGAUUGUAAACUCUCGGAGAGCAUUGAUAUCCUUAUGGACAUCAACGAGUGUUACCGUCUAAUGACAAAAGAAGGACACGUAAAAACCUAUAUUUCUUAA
This is a messenger RNA of Candidozyma duobushaemuli, 1938 nucleotides long. RefSeq lists its product as uncharacterized. Lineage: Eukaryota; Fungi; Ascomycota; Pichiomycetes; Serinales; Metschnikowiaceae. The coding region runs from base 1 to 1938 and encodes 645 amino acids. The record is from RefSeq and is a predicted model, not a curated record. The transcript has a single exon.